AUGAAGUACGUUGGACUAAAUGUGAAAGUUCAAGUGUGUUAGUAAACAAAACAUUGACUUAGUGAAUCUACCAUUAAUGCACUUUCUUCUCCGUUUUGUCUUGGAAUUAUUAUUAUUUUCCAAGAUUGUCGAUAAUUGUGUCGACAAUCCCCAAGAUCGAUCACUAUUGUUCUAUACUUUAAUUUUUAUAGAAAGAUUCUAGAAAAAUUUAAAUAAAAUUUGCACAAAAAAAGACACAUUCGCAAAGGCAAAUAUGUUAAAAAAAAAAAAUUAUUAAAUCUUCUAAGGAAUCUCUGUUAUACAGUAAAGUAACAAAUUUCUUGCAGAAACCUCCUACUUGAACUCCAGUCAAACUCGAUAUAUACGCGCUCGUGUUUCAAAUCGUUCUCAAAUUAAUCUUUUUAUUACAAACGCCGGAUAUAUACGUAUUUUAAUCACAUAUUAAAAAUACGUAGUACACUUUAGCCAUGAAACUUUUCUAUCUCUCCUACUCGACAGUGAGAUAUUUAUACGACAAAAUCGAAAAAGAUCGGCUACAAAUACAACGUGUACGAAAAAAAAUUAAGUUAGAUUUUUGCUUGAAAAAUUAAAGUUUGUUUAAAAAAAAGCUUCUAUUUCAAAACGGGGAUUAAUGUGUUCGCAAAAAGUGUACACUUCUGUUGGUCCCGCUUCAGCGGCGGAGCGAACCAUCGUAACAGAAAAGUUUCAAAAAAUUGUCUUCCGAGAAAUUAAAGAAAGCAAGAAACGAAAGCUCCGAGACUGUUUCUCAGUGAAACGGGCAACGAUCGCCGCGCGAUAACUUGUCAUUAACGCGUCUCUGCUCUCUGUUCGACAGGAGGAGAUCGGCGAGAUCAUCGAGUCGUCGCCGACGACUCCCCUGAUCAUUGCCGACGAGCCGAGGUAUCCCACGCAGACGGCGUUGCCGGUGCAGGCGACACGCUACGCGAGCACUGUCGUCGAUCCUCUUGCGAUCGUGAAACCACCGGCGAGAAGCUUCGCGUACAGACGUGUGCAGAACUGCGGCGGCAGCAGGAGCUGCAACGUGCUCGAGGACGUCGGCGAUUGGUCGAAGUUCAACACGAUCAUCGCGAACGAGAUCGACGAGCUGACGAGAGAGCUGGAGCAGAAGAGGAACAAGGAAGAGCGGCGGAGGGUCGUGCAGUACAAGGAGCUGUUGAACGAGUUCGGCAUAUCGGACAGCGAGAGUUCGGUUGGUGGCAGCUCGUGCGAGGCGAGCACCGAUCGAUCAUCGUCCCGGCCGAGCAACGCCAGCCGUGAUCGACGAAAUGGAAAGUUGUUCAGCGACGAGGCAGCCGAUCGCUUCCUGUUGAGCUCGGACUACGACGAGUCGCGAGACUCGGAGUCCGUUUCCAACGACCGAACGAAGAGCGGAAGCUUGCCCGAGGAUCUGCAGCGCGUCGUCGUUGGACGUGCCAGAUGUCAAGAUCGUAGAGACACGCCGAACGUUGACCACCGCGAGCCGAGUUUCGUGCAGGAUCGAGGUCAAUUCGAAAGGGAUAAUUCUAGUCUAUCGUUGAAACUGGAUCACACGUGCGAACGCGCGGCAGAAAAGCAGGAGGAGGAGGAUAGUACGUUGACUACGCGCGUCAAGUACCUUGCAAACAGUUCCGACCAACCAAAGAAACACGUAGAGAUAAGUUUGAAGACCGAUGAGGAGGUGGACGAGGAGAGGGCGAUUGGUCCUUCGCAGAUCGGCACGGGCAAUCGACUCGGUAAAGACGAAUCGAACGCGAAGCUACCACCGAGGCAACGGUUCGACGCCCAUCGAAAGACCAGUCUGCCAGUGAAUUUCGCCUGCCAAAAUCGAAGAAGAGUGCCCAGACUGGCGAGAAUUCGGCGCAACGACGAUCAGACGAUGGAUCCCGAGUACGAUCUGGACGAGGAUGGGAUUCGCUCGCUCGUGCCGAGAUCGUUGGACAGCAUCGGGCCGAAAUCGGCACCGGUCACGCCCACCGAGGAGAAGAAGUCGCCGUUUUCGAAAUUCCUCUGGAAGAAACACGCGCCUGUUUUCCAUGAGAACGCGGACGACGUGGUCCUCGUCAGAGUUUCCUCGUUGCCGGAUCAGGAUUUCCUUCACAUGGGCAACAACGAGACGACAUUGCGGGUGAAGAACGGCCGGGUGAAUGUGAAAGAUCUGGCAAAGAAGAGAGCGGUCUCGCCGUUGACUCUCCGCUCGGACAUAUCAGCGAAAAGACUGUCGGAGUCCGACAAGGACGUGAGACAGGUUAGCCCUGUGGAUUUGAAGAAAUUCUCGCUCUCGAGAUCGAGGGGCAACGACGUGGGCGUUAGCUGCGAUCUUCCGGAGAACGAGCACGCCGAUUCCACUGAAAGCGUCGACAGCGGGAAGUUUGACAGAGCGGAGAGCGUGGACGUGAAGAAAAUACUGGACGAGCAGAAUUCUAGAUCUGGUUCGAUCCGAAACGGCUCUGGUUCAUGCUGCCCGAACAGUCCGCCGAUGGAUUCGCUUGCUUGUUCCGACAUGGCGACGCAAACUUCGCCAGCUAUUUCCAGAAGUUCCAGCUUCACGUGGGUCAGCGAUUGCGAAUCACCACGAGGUAAUCACUCUCGCGUUUAUUCGAGCAUUUUUUCUUUCGCCGCAUAAAUCGAUACGCCAUACCCUUAAAAUCAUAGUUUUUGUAUUCAACAAUUUCUCAUUUCACGCAUAAUUUAAGAUAAUUUAAAAAUUAUUUCAGGUGUGCAAGUUACGUGAAUCACUCUGAAAUAUCGUAGUAUUAAUUUUUUAAAUACAGAAUUUAAAUAUGAUUUAUUUAAGGAAAAAAGAAAAAUAUUUUUAUUCAUUUUUAUUCAAGCCUAGCUUUUGAUUUUUUUUUUUUAGAGUAACGAAACUGAAGAAAUUUUGGUCAAAUUUUGGGUGA
Heterotrigona itama is the source of this 2897-nucleotide messenger RNA. NCBI's taxonomy places the organism in Eukaryota, Metazoa, Arthropoda, Insecta, Hymenoptera, Apidae. The record is from the annotation of a GenBank genome assembly.